GGUUGAUUUUUCUGGUCGAUGAUUCAUGAACUUUCGAAAUUCAACAGAUUGCACAUAGCUUUCUAAAUAUUUUGUGAGCGAAUUGUACUUUGUACAUGUUUGAAUUGGAGAUCAGUGGCAGUCACGGCAUUGUUGAAAAAUCUCUUCUUUUUAUGUACAAAAAAUUAAUAUGAUUGUUGAUCUUAAAUAGCAUAUAAAUUUCUAUCGAAAUUUCGGGGAUAGCUUUUCAUAUUGCAUUUGUCAUAAAUUGUCAAAUUGAAUGUAUUACAAGAUCCAUAUUUUUGUCACGUGCUCAUACAAGGUUUCACCGAUGAAAUACUCUGAACGAUACAAGUGAAUUAUUCUUCUUAUCAGUUAAUGAGUUCCAUUUUUUUCGCCGUACACAAUCUAGUCGAAUAUUUCUCGCUUAUCAUAACCGUCGUUCGCUUCUUCGAUCUGUCUGCUCAAGAUGAUAUGCUCGAGGUGCGCAAGAUGUGUUCGGACCGAGACGAUCAAACUUGACCUGAGCAAUGUGAAUAUUCAGGGUGACGUCCAUCGUGUAGAUUGCAUCGAUGGCGAUCACUUUGUAAAUAUAGUGUUAAAUGAUGAAAUAAUUGACAUUAAUAAUAUCUAUAGCGAUCGACUCGUAGAUGAAUGGCGGCAAGUCCAGUCGGAUCGCGAUAAGGUGCUCCACUACAUAUUGAGCCAGAUUGUUUACCCCAACUUCGAUGCGCCACGAGCAGAGAAAUUCGAAUCAUUGUACGCUCCGGUUGAUGAGCACGACAUCGUAUCACUAAGAUGGUAUAAGGGAAAAGCGAUUGGGUUUUAUACUGUUAAACCUACAGGUACGGAAAUAUUCUCGACGAAAGAAAGAUAUGUGAUGCCCAUAGUGGACACGGCAUACAUUCGUUCAGAAUAUAGAAACCGGGGUUUUGGUACGGAAAUCUUAUCCGACGUGAUCGCGCGCUUUCCGAAUGAAGAUAUUGGCUUUUCUAAGCCAAUCUCAAAUGGCAUGUUAAGAAUCCUGAAAACAUUUCUGAUGAAUCAUAAAGAAUAUCGAUUGCGUUUCUGGGAAAUUGCAGACUGCGAUAUCGGUGUAUCUCAGCAACUGAUAUGGUGCCGUUUGAAAAAAUGGCAAUGACAUAGUUUUUAUGACAAAAAAU
Messenger RNA from Cataglyphis hispanica, 1142 nucleotides. Its product is annotated as soluble lamin-associated protein of 75 kDa-like. Lineage: Eukaryota; Metazoa; Arthropoda; Insecta; Hymenoptera; Formicidae. The record is from RefSeq and is a predicted model, not a curated record. The transcript is spliced from 4 exons. The coding region runs from base 449 to 1120 and encodes 223 amino acids.